This is a messenger RNA of Linum trigynum, 3488 nucleotides long. Lineage: Eukaryota; Viridiplantae; Streptophyta; Magnoliopsida; Malpighiales; Linaceae. The record is from the annotation of a GenBank genome assembly.
UAAUGGUUUUUGUGAAAAUUCAUGUGCGUUAUUGUUCAUCACAUCAUAAGUGAUGAUUGAAAUAAUUUUGAUAUAAAUUGGAUGUUUAAAAUGACGGUUAUGAAGUGAGUGCACUGAAUGCACCCAAAAAAGUGAGUGCACCGAAGACGCCACUAUAUAUAUAUAUAUAUAGAGAGAGAGAGAGAGAGAGAGAGAGACUUUCGGAAGAAGAAUUUUUUGGCGGCAAUGAUGGAUUUGUGAUUUUUGUUGAUCUAUUGUGUAAUGUUUGUAUCGAUUCGGUUUGUAUUGUUUAUCAUUCUUCUUUAUAAUUUUUAGUGACAUUUUGUACGGUUAGUAUGUUUUGUACUGUUUGUCGGUUAGUAUGUUUUGUAAUGUUAGUCUAGUUUGUUAUUUUUCUCCACCAUGUUCGUAAUGUUUGUAUGUCUAAAAAACAACCGGGUUGACUUUGGGACAGAGCCCUCUAUAUAGGGAUGGAGCCUCCAAAGUCAACCCGUUUUUUUUUUUUGGGUAUGGUUUGUAUUAUUUGUCGGGCUAGUUUGUAUUGUUUGUACAGUUUAUACGUUUGUAAUGUUUGUAAAUCUGUUUGUAUGUUUUGUCGUUGUAGUUUGUACUGUUUUUAUGUUUGUAUGGUUUGUACUGAUUGUAAGUCCGGCUUAUAUAUUUCGUAAUUUUCCAUAAUAUCCAAACUACUCCUGUCAUUAAUUAAAUAGCUCUUCCCACUUUUUAACCAUCAAAUUGUUGUGUCGAGAUAUAAGGGUUUAGAGUUUGGACACUUAUUAGUCACUGGAUCCUCCCUCCUGCCUUGCGCGAGAAGCUCACCAAAAUGCCAUACGCAGAUGGAGACAAGCUAGUGAGAUUUUUAACCCGCCAAUGGGACUUCCAUUUAACACUAUGGACUAUUUACAGGCUACUUUUAAUCUGUCAAUCUGCUGCAGAGUUUAUGAUUCCACCCGAGUGAUGACUUGGGCCUGUUUUGGGCCUAACUUGGGCAAUGAGUUGAAAAUUGAGCCCACCUUUCAACCCAGUAUCUCUAAAGCCCACCUUUCGUUUUUUUCUGCCCGUCAAACCCUCGCAUUCUCUCCUCUGUGUUAGAGGAGGCUUAGAGCUCUCAAAUUUGAUUUUGCGAUCAGAAUACUCAAUUCCCUCCUAACUCUCCAUCGCCGAGCAAUUUAUUUACGAGAACUUGGCAGUCGCCCCCCAGCACCAGAGGACAAAAACCUCUCCGAUUAGCUUCGCCAAUUUCGUAUCACAUUCUCUGGUGAUUUAGCUCUUCCGCUCUAACAUUCAUCACCGCCAAGAAGGAAAGUUCAGAGGCGCCCCAAGAAGCUAUGGCGGCGACCGAAUCUGGUUUCUUUACAGAACAACGGAGAGAAGAAGAACUGGAUUCGACAGUUGAGUUGCCUGAUGAACUUGUUGUCAACUUCCUGUCCUCGUUGACUCUCAAGGAAGCAGUUAGAACUUCAGUGCUCUCCAGAAAGUGGAUUAAUUUAUGGAAAUCCUCCAAUUUGGUGCUGGACUUCGAUGCUAUGGAGGAGUUAAUAGCUAUUCAUAUGUCCACAGGGAAGAUACAGCCAUUACUGAAAGAAAAGAGGAGGUGGUUAAAGAAUUGGGUGAAUGGGGUAGUGGGGCAGUUGCAGGAGCAUAAUAUUAAUAAUGCCUUGACACUUAAAAAGUUCAGAGUUGUAUUCAACUUCACCAAACAGUGCAACUCCGAAGGGGACAUCGACAGAUGGGUGGAGUUUGCGAUUUCAAAGAGAGUCGAGUCUCUUGAUUUGCACUUCGAUACCCAGUUUAUGGGGAAUGCUGAGUUGUAUGAUUUCUCAGAGGAUGUUUACAAUCACAUCAAGACCCCAGCUGGAUUACUAGAUAUCAAGCCCCUCAAAUCUUUGCGUUUGUGUUGUGUUGAAGUCAAGAGGGAGGUUCUUGAACAUUUCAUCUCCAAUUGCCCAUUGCUUGAAGAGUUGGCUGUGGAAAGGACAGAUUUCCUGAAAAAGCUCAGAGUUGUGGGUUCGUCUGGAUCGCCACUCCGAUUGAAGUACUUGGAAUUAAGGCACUGCGAGAUUCUGGAGUCCUUGGAGAUUGAUCACACCCCUUUCCUCGAGCGCCUGAUUUAUGAUAAAUGUGAUACACUGAUGGAAUGGCGAGUGGGUAAAUGCCCAAGUCUUGUGCAAAUGAUCUUAGGCUUUGGUUUAUAUUGGGAUGGGUACAAUAACGUGGUUAAAGCACUUUAUGGAUGCGUAAGUCAGUUAGAGCAUCUGUUGGUGAAGACGUUUGCGGUGGGCAGGCUAUUUGAGGAUGUGGCUGAACACACACGCCUGGAGCGGCUGACGGUCGAAGCUUGGGGAGGAGGCAAUAACAGUCUUCUUGAAUUGGUUCCUUUGAUAAACGCAUGUCCUCGUUUGCACACGUUGCAAGUGUUUAUGCAUACGUACAAUAACGAGCAACGCACUACACUCCCGCAAACUAUUGUGAAAAUGCAGCGUGAGAGCAUCAAGGUCGUGGAGAUUAUUGGGUUUAGAGGCUUUUCAAUCGAAUGCGAGCUUGUUGAGUAUGUGAUGGAGUAUUUCGUGGCAUUGGAGAGGAUGGUGGUUGAUCGCGCAGUGGGAGAUUACCUUCCUUGCGAAGGUGUGAUUCUUGGCGGUAGAAUACCCAAGCUUUGCACCGAGGAGGAAGCUAUGGAAGCUGAAAAGCUUGCGUUGGAAUUCAAAUUAAGAGCACGUCCAACACUUGAAUUUGUUGUAAUUUGAUCAGUUGGUGUGUUUUUUUCUUUAUCUUCUUUGGUGUCCACAAUGCAUAAGAAAGGGUGUUAAUCUCCCCAUUCGUGCCCUGCAUCCAUGCUAAGUGUAUCGUCCGGAUGCCGAUGAGAAAGAGUUGAAACUUGAAACUUCUGUGCGGAAAUGAUCAAGUUUGGAUGAUUUCAUUGGAACUGCGUCUACAGAACUGUGCUUAUCUUGUGGAUGUGUUGAUAGGAUCUUGUUUGAGCAGACAUGGUUUCGCAUGUCACUCCAUCUCCUGCUACGCUCGUCAGUUGGCUGUCCUUAUCGUGAAGGCGUGAAGUUCAGACUGGUGAGCAGAACAAAAAUAAGAAGAAGAGAGAAAGAAACGUUGUUGCUGCUGCUGCUGUCGAUUUGCUUGAAUUAUCUACUGGUUUGAAUGACUAUGCUUUAAGGUUCUGAUCUCGCUCUUGCUAUUUUGGUAUUUACCCAUAAGAUAAACAAGUAAAGAUAGAUAAGCAAGGAAUUAAGGAUAGAUAAACUAGAUAUGAUAUAUAAGGUAUCAAUUAUUUUGGUAGCUUCAUUCUAGAGGAUCAUGCAUACCAUCUCAUUAAUGACAUGCAUCAUAAAUCAUAUUCUAUUAUGAAAUUAUGAUACUCUAUCCCUUCUACGAAUGCAUUCCUAACCGGGCACAUGUGAAAGGAACUCCAACUAGUUAAUGUGUGUUUUCUCUUUAUGCCACUAACUAAUCAAUAAUAACAAGGAAGUAAGGAU